Messenger RNA from Cetraspora pellucida, 1128 nucleotides. Lineage: Eukaryota; Fungi; Glomeromycota; Glomeromycetes; Diversisporales; Gigasporaceae. The record is from the annotation of a GenBank genome assembly.
AUGAAUAACAAACAAACUCCAAGUAAAGAAUUGAUCCGUUCUAAAGACAGUGAGACUCCACUUAUAAACUCUCCUUUAAAACCAAAACAAGAGAUUUUAGACGAAGAUACUUAUACCGAGGCCUUAAGCGAGAUUAUUAAAAAGGAUUUUUUUCCUUCUCUUUUAACUCUUGAAGCACAGCAUGAUUAUGUGGAUGCCUGGAAUUCAAAUAAUCCCGAUUUAAUCAGAGAUGCUACUCGUAAACUUAACGAAUUAACUACGCCAUCCAGGAAAACGAAUGCUCCAACACCAAAAGGACCAGGAUUGACUCCAGGAUUAACUACUUCACAAGGAGGAUGGGAUACACCUGUAUCCACCCAAAAUACACAAGCGAGGAUAAUGCUUCAUAUCCUUAAACUAAUGCACAAAGCUAAUGAGCAAAGAAAAGAAAAAUAUAAAUGGAUGUAUGAUAAAGAAAAAGAUCCAUUAUUGCUUGAAGAUAAUAAUGAUAAACCAAAGUUAAUUGAAGGUGCUUCUCAAGACAAGCCUGCUGAAAUUGAUUCUUGGAAAUAUAAAGUACGAAAUUCAUUAAUGUUUUAUCCUGAAGGCCAAGACCAAGUUCCUGAAGAGAAUUCAAGAAGAGCUCCAAAACAGAUAGUCCACAAUGCUACGAGAUUCGAAUCAACAGACGAAGCUACAAUUUACAAUCAUGCUGCCGCAACAGCUGCUGCUGUUGGACUUAACUUAGAUUCGACUCCAAAUGAAAGUGCUUCUCAUACUCCUCGCGUUGGUGGUUAUAGUUUCGUUUCUGCUACACCAUCUCCCAAUCCUUCACAAAUUGACACCUCAGAGCUUAUGACCUGGGGUAUGAUUGAAGGAAGCCCUUUGUUGAUCGGAGGAGAUCAAACACCAGGACCCUCUUUUCAACUGCCGCCAACCCCUCGAAGAGAAAUUAUUGGAAUGAAUCUUUCAAGCAAUGCAUCCAGAAGUAUUCGUAAACGUAAUUCAUCAAUGAAGUCACCACGAACUCUACACAGUCCAAUUUCAAGGAUGGCUAGUCCCAGAGUACGCGCGUCUUUAUUAUCACCUGCAGCGCGUAAAUUACUACAUAAAUCGGGUUUCCCUUAUGUCAAGCAAAAAGGGACCUAG